AUGAAUAAUUUUGACGAAGAAGAAUUUUUUGUUACGAAUAAAAAUGGGCAUAAACUUUCCUGUACAUUUCAUCGUCAGCGUGAUCCGUAUAAAGAUGAAUGGAAUCGUGAACAUGUAGUCAUCGUCUGCCAUGGUUAUUUAUCGGAAAAAAAUGCCAAUUUUUUCCCAGAAUUAUCCUCUGAUUUGAACCAGUAUCACUCAUUGAGAUUUGAUUUCCACGGUUGUGGAAAAUCGGAUGGACGGGAACAAUGGGACUAUGGCGGAUACGAAGAUGAAGUACAUAGCGAUUUAAGAUUUCUGGUUGAAUAUCUAAGAGAUGAUAAGAAACAUGCUUAUUUUAUCCGGGGACUAGUCGGUCAUUCACGGGGUGGAACAAAUAUUUUGUUAUAUGCUUCAUUUUACGACGAUAUACCUUUAAUCGUGAACAUAGCUGGACGUUAUAGACUUGAUCAGGGUAUCCGAGAACGUUUCACAAAAAAACAAUUUGAUGAAUUGGAUAAUAAUGGUUAUUUUAUUAUUAAAAUUCGUCAGGGUACUGAGAUUUACCGGAUCACCAAAGAAGGAAUUAAUAAACGUUGUCAAUUAGACAUGUCGAAGAUCGAACAAAUAAAAAAUAGUUCAAUUUUGAAUAUAUGGGGUGACAAAGAUGAUAUUGUUCCCAAAGAAGAUGUAUAUUUGCUUCGAGAUCAUACAAAAAACGCACGAAAAAGCGAUAUUAUUAUUAUUGAGGGUGGUGACCAUUGUUUUAAAGGAAAAGAAAGCCAAUUAAUUCGGGCUAUACAUCAGUGGAUUGAACAGCGACUGGAAUCAUGA
Didymodactylos carnosus is the source of this 813-nucleotide messenger RNA. The record is from the annotation of a GenBank genome assembly. Lineage: Eukaryota; Metazoa; Rotifera; Eurotatoria; Philodinida; Philodinidae.